Molecule: messenger RNA, 818 nt
Organism: Labeo rohita (rohu)
Lineage: Eukaryota; Metazoa; Chordata; Actinopteri; Cypriniformes; Cyprinidae
Product: collagen alpha-1(XXV) chain
Exons: 4
Coding region: 309-725 (138 amino acids)
Source: RefSeq, a predicted model, not a curated record
CGUAAUGUUGAAGGGAUUGUGAGGUAUGUGCAAAGCAUUUGCCACUCGUCUGCGGUUUAACAUUUCUUGCCUCAAAAUCUGUCAGGGCUUCGUCAUAAGAUUUAGGAUUGGCUGCAAAGCGUGCAUGGGGUUCUUUCCAAUAGUGCAAGAAGUUUGCAGAGGGCUAGCACAAGCCGUGAAACCAGUUACAGCUCACACUGUCUCUCAGUGAAUGAGCGCGCACCGCCCCGACAAACUGAAAUAAUACAUAGUGAUAGAAUCUCGGUCAUUCUCCUCCCGACACUACUGGUGAUUGCACAUAGUAGUACAUGGUUGAGAGAGAGAGAGUCACGAGGGAUUUAGGAGCAAGUAAAGAUUCCCGAAACGCGGCGAAAAUGGAGAACGACAUCGAUCCUAGCAAGCGACGACACUGCCUUAGAGCUACAGUGGAUCUGAUGCCGUUUGUUUUUUCUGUUGUGUCCUUCGCAUUUUGCUUUUUACUCAGUGUUCAGACCAGUGAGAUCAAGGACAGAAUCGCGAAUAUGGAGAUUGGAAGUGGCGCGGGGGUCAUAAACCCGUUUCAUGGGGUCUCUAUGGAUCAAUUUAAUGCAAUGAUCCAGGAGCGAGUGGAUGAGCUGCUGUCACGGCGUUCUUAUGAACACUUGGUUAGAAUAAGGACUGCUCGUCAAGUCUCACCACCUGAAUGCAACUGCCCACCAGGUGUUUUUUCAUUUGCAGUGCGUUGAGCUCUUUCGACCACCAUACUUUUCCUAUGUUUGCCUCCCCAACUGAGGUCCACCAGGCAAAAGGGGAAGAAGAGGACGCAAUGGAGACCCCGG